Diaporthe amygdali is the source of this 1722-nucleotide messenger RNA. RefSeq lists its product as uncharacterized. The transcript has 9 exons. The record is from RefSeq and is a predicted model, not a curated record. The coding region runs from base 1 to 1722 and encodes 573 amino acids. Lineage: Eukaryota; Fungi; Ascomycota; Sordariomycetes; Diaporthales; Diaporthaceae.
AUGAGUACUCCCGAUGAGGCUCCACAGCUGAACGCCCUAUCGGUAUGCUUGUCGACGCUGCAAUCUCAAGAAGCCGUGCAAAACCAACCUGUCAGCGAUGUGCUGUUCAAAACAUUGAAUGCGUUUAUCCUGAGCGUGCCAAACGUAACUCUAGAAAACAAAGUACCGGGUACGAAGAAAAAUCACUCCCUUGCGCUCAUUCUUGAGCGCUUGGAGAAAGUCGAACAGCAUGUCGUAUUACAACCCGAAGCCCACGAGGCUGGUACGAUACGAACUGUAGAAAUUCCUUCGUGUUCAAACACUACAUCACCGACCCACAGCUCCAUCCCCUCCAUCCCGACAGCAAUUGGGGACAUUGACAUCACAGCUGUUGUCACUGAUGCUGCAUCGCGAGUCCAGGAGUUGAGGCUCCGAGGUAUCUCCCAAGCAACCCUAGCGGCGGAAAUACGCAUCCCGCCUGACCUUGCAAAAAGCUGGAUUGAUUGUUACUUCGAGCUCAACAGAACCGAGAUAUUCUUGGAGUUCAUUGAUCCCAAAAUAUUUCGAUUAAUCCCGGAUAUUAUUGAUUAUCCGCAAAUACGUAUCGACGCAGCAAUGCUUGUUGUCUAUUACUGCAUUUUGUACAUUGGCCUCUACAUGGCUGACACACCCCGACGGCCUGAAACGGGUCUAUCAUACACUCAGCAGUUGUACGUCUGCUGUCUGCGCUCGCUUCCCGGCUGGCAACGAGAAGCAACUGGCACAAGAAUGGAUUUCCUUGCAGUGGCAGCGGAUCACUUCGACUACGAGCUUGGAUGGCAGAUGUAUAAGACUGCUUGCGAACACGCCGAAGAACUCCAGAUUCAUCAUCUCGACAACACCGAAACACCAAUCGAACCGGAUCAGGCAAGAGUUGAGGCAGAUAGAAAAGGCUUUUGGGAUCUAAUCUACAUCGACUUAUUCUUUCGCCUCAUAUACAACAAACCCCCAGCCUUUGCAGUCAACGUGAAAGCUUGGAAGGUCAAUCUCCCCUGGCUGUCGUCUGCCUCAGCGCCAGACUUCCAUGCAAUACCGACCAUGACUUUUAUCAUGAGGUCUCGAAUCACCUUUAUCCUCAUCCGAUAUUUCUCACUGAUAGAAGACCGUGCCAACCAUCCCGAGAUAGAGAUGGAAAUUGAAGUACUGUGUCGGGAGAUUGAGUCCUUGUUCGAGGAGUGGGAAAUUGAGAGUUGGAUCCAAAAAGGCACUACGAACAAGAUGUCUAUGUGGAUGCUCUAUGAAGUGGCUUUCACGGGAUAUACCUGCAUUGUUUUAAUGCUUCGAAAGGUCUCAACCGUGAGCCCAUACUUGCCAAACUCCAUCAUUUCAGAUAAAGAUCAACCUAAAUCUGCGCUAGCAGUCAAUGCAGCAAGACGUUUUCUCCAUCAUUUCGAUAUUGUUAUUGACGCUUACCCACGGUCAGAGUCCAUCUCCAUGAUGCUGGGCUUCUAUCAAGCAGCAACUCAGUUCAGCUGUCUUGCUUACAACAUCGUCACGAACCCCAUCUCCCUGUAUCAGAAGCUUGUUCUGACGAGUAUAUUCUCGCUGGUCGCUUUCACUAUAGCUGUCACUAUUGUCCGCGGCAGUAUAUUCGGUGGUGUCUACAAGUCCGUGGAGGAAGCCAGCCGCAAAGGUUUCGACCCGUCAUGGUUGGCGUUCUGGCUCUUCGUCGAACUUACAGUUUUCCAGCGCAAUGCGCAAUAG